Molecule: messenger RNA, 882 nt
Organism: Cooperia oncophora
Lineage: Eukaryota; Metazoa; Nematoda; Chromadorea; Rhabditida; Trichostrongylidae
Source: the annotation of a GenBank genome assembly
AUGCACCUAUUGUUGGCCUUCACUGCUUUACUGGCUUCUGCCCAAGCUUUCCUAUUCGGAGGCUUGAGUUCACUAUUCGGUGGAGGAUGUAAUCCUUGUGCUCAACAAGGUUAUUCUGCCCCAGCUUAUUCUGGCUAUCAAGCAGCAGCUCCAGCUUAUUCCGGUUACCAAGCAGCAGCACCAGCCUACUCAGGUUACUCACAACAAGCUUCAUAUGGAGGAUAUGGUCAAGGCUCCUCUUAUGGAGGAUAUGGCUCUGGCUAUGGUGGAGGUGCCAACUAUGGCGGAAGCUCCGGCUACGUCGGAGGCUCUGGCUAUGGUGGAGGUGCCAACUAUGGUGGAAGCUCUGGCUACGUUGGAGGAUCUGGCUAUGGAGGAGGAGCCCACUAUGGUGGAGGCUCUGGCUACGGUGGAGGCUCCGGUUAUGGUGGAGGUGCCAACUAUGGUGGAGGCUCUGGCUACGGUGGAGGCUCCGGUUAUGGUGGAGGAGCUGGAUAUUCUGGAGGUGGAUAUGCCCAAGGUCCAUCUUAUGGAAACCGUGGUUACCAGUCUUUCGGUGGUAACCACCAAACGUCGUAUGGCCACCAAUCUUACGGCAGAGGAUAUCAGCAACCAGCACCAACUUUUGACGAGCCAGCCCCAGUAGUAUCGCCCGGAUCCGGAGCUUACGCUCAGCCAGCUGCCCCUGUCUACCAAGGCUCACGCCAUUCCACCUACACUGCCCAAGAAAUUGCUCCACCCGCACCGCCUCCAGUGAGCUCUUACCACCAGCCUACUGCUCCAGUCUCCGUCGUUGAGAAGGUUACUGAAGUAGUCGCACCGCCUGCAACCUCAUACUCCAAAUCUGGUCCAGCUGUACCAGAAGUCUCUAGCGGUUAUUGA